This is a messenger RNA of Ectocarpus siliculosus, 1026 nucleotides long. The record is from the annotation of a GenBank genome assembly. NCBI's taxonomy places the organism in Eukaryota, Phaeophyceae, Ectocarpales, Ectocarpaceae.
AUGAAACGACAGCCGAGGGCGGCGCUCGUGCCGGCGCGGGCGAUCGCUACCAAUGCUGCCAGUGCCAGUGCUUCCAAUACGGCUGCCAAUGCUACCAGUGCUGUUCCUGCGGUCACUGCCUUUGGAGGAAGUCUUUCGACCCAAGGCGUUUCACUUCGCGGUCACGGCGGGCACGGCAACAGGGUAAAACAAUCCUACAUCAACGUAGCGAAAGCGCCCACCAUACAUGCUGUCUGCGAAGUCAUCGACAGGCCUAAGGCUUGGAGAAAAGCAGCGAGCUUCCGGUCCAAGGGCACGUUAUAGGCAAUUUGUGUGUCAUAAUCAUACCGUUGGUCGCAUCUAAUUUUCAUCCCCCACCCCUCUUUCGUCAAAUUUGCCCUGGCUCUCAUUCUCGCCGGUUCCUUCGGUUCCUUCACCACGAACCACAAACGUUAGACCGGAGUAUCAUCGGCAAGGGUACUUCGUCACUCCGGACGAGGACUCCGUGGCCACGAGGUGCACCCUAUCCGCCCGUUUCACGCUACCCCGCCGCUCACCUUUGGGGUUGCGAUGAUCUACUACUCUCACUCCCGUAGGUCGAAAACGUCGGUUGAGAAACCCUUAGAGGUGUUUCUAGAGUCUGGUGAGUAUCCAAGCUUGCAGGCUCGGAAGUCGUGCACAGACGAGUUCAUUAAGAUUUCUUCAAUCGCAAGGUACCAGACCAGCACACGCGACGUUAGUAGACAAGUACACAUGACGUCGGAUAACACCCCCGUGUUUUGCUUGCCUACGACCCCGUGCUUGCACGACAACAAGGUUCCUGCUGAUCGGCCACACGUCAAGUUUCCGCUUGGCCAAUGGUGACUUGGCGGCCGAAGCGGCAGCACGGCACGCCAGCAUUCACCAGGCCCUAUAGCGUCAUCGUCAACGAAUGGCACUAUUGUAGUGAUGCCGGCUCUGAGGACCGGCGUUGGUACCGAUUUUCGUCCCGCACCAUCGACGAUGUCGGCGGUGGUGGACCACAGGGCUACCAAUAGCCUGCACUGC